GUUUUCUUUUUUUCUAGCUCUAGAGGACACCGCAAAAAAAAAAAAAAAAAAUGGGGGCGGGGCCGUUUCAUCCGUUGCUGGUGUGUAAAUACAGCUGAGCGCCAUCAGGCGGCACUUUCACGUCGAAGGAGGCGGGAUGGUUUCCCGCUGCUUUUCCCGCGCAAAUCCCGUUUCCGCCGUUUGAAGGAGGACCUGUUGCGGAUAGGAGAGAUGUCAAAGAAAAGAGGUCUGAGCGUUGAAGAGAAGAGAACUCGAAUGAUGGAAAUCUUUUUUGAAACAAAAGAUGUAUUCCAGUUAAAGGAUAUUGAGAAAAUUGCUUCGAAAGAAAAAGGAAUAACGUCUAUGUCAGUGAAGGAUAUCUUACAAAGCUUAGUUGAUGAUGGUAUGGUAGACACUGAUAGGAUUGGAACAUCAAAUUAUUUUUGGGCCUUCCCAAGUAAAGCAUUGCACACAAGAAAAUGUAAACUGGAAGAACUGCAGAAUCAGUUCUCAGACUAUUGUCAGAAGAAAAAGGAUUUAGAAGAAAGCAUUAAGCAAUCAAAAAUUGGGCGGCAAGAUACUGCAGAACGUGCAACACUAAUAAAGGAACUUAGCGCCUUACAACAGAAGAAAGACCAUCUAAAGACAGAAGUAGAUAAAUACAAAGAAUGUGAUCCAGAUAUUGUUGAAGAAAUCCGUCAAGCAAAUAAAAUAGCUAAGGAAGCAACCAACAGAUGGACUGAUAAUAUAUUUGCUGUAAAAGCUUGGGCUAAACGGAAGUUUGGAUUUGAAGACAGCAAAAUUGACAAAACAUUUGGUAUACCAGAAGAUUUUGACUAUAUUGAUUAAGAAUGUUUAAUAAAAAGGAUGCCAUAUAACUUAAUAUCGUUCAAGAUGCUUUCAUUUUAAAUUGUAUUUCACUCCUACUGUUACUAGUACUGUCGUUAAUAAAAUCUGAAAACCCUGAA
Molecule: messenger RNA, 947 nt
Organism: Pantherophis guttatus
Lineage: Eukaryota; Metazoa; Chordata; Lepidosauria; Squamata; Colubridae
Gene: MND1
Product: meiotic nuclear divisions 1
Biological process (GO): reciprocal meiotic recombination
Cellular component (GO): nucleus
Molecular function (GO): double-stranded DNA binding
Source: RefSeq, a predicted model, not a curated record